UUUUAAAAAAAAAAGUGAUUUCCCUGCUUUGUCCAGUUGGUCCGCUUUUCUUCCGCCGGGUUUCUCUCCGUGAAGUGAUCUCUCCCGGAGCUUGGGGCCUUCAUCUUGUCAUAUCUUUUACACUUUUUGAUCUUCUAUUUCAAAAUCCCUCCUAAUUAGGGAUAUCUCUUGUUAUCCUAUUCUUCUUCUUAUUUUACCCUUUUCUUCAUCUUUUGAUUGAUCUCUGAUCAAGGUUGACUCCCGCUAUCUCACAUCUUGGUUCAAAGUGGUGUUUGACGUCAGUCCCACUAUUCUCCCCCUCCUGCAACUCUUGCUCUAUUUACCCGCUGCUUCUUUUUUCUUCCUUUGUCCUCGUGCUUUUGUCUUUGUACAGCACGCAUCUCCCUCCCAAUUGAUUCCCUUCCUCCCUGCAAUUGCCAUUCACAGGCCGGCGACUUUGUCCGCUGUGGCUCUCGUCACGUCCGCCUGUCCUUGCGCCCGCGUCUAGACCCCCCGCCGAAUUCCCGAACCGCCACCAUGCCCUCCUUGGAAAAAGGCCCCUCCAAUGAAGCCCGAUUGCUUCUAGUCUCCAACCGUUUGCCCAUCACCAUCAAGCGCUCCGAGGAUGGCCGUUAUGACUUUUCCAUGUCCUCCGGUGGACUGGUCAGUGGCUUGAGUGGCUUGUCCAAAUCCACCACCUUCCAGUGGUAUGGCUGGCCCGGCCUGGAAGUCCCCGAGGCGGAGAUCCCCAUCGUGAAGAAGCGUUUGAAGGAUGAAUACGGUGCCGUGCCGGUGUUUAUCGACGAUGAACUCGCCGAUCGCCACUACAAUGGAUUUUCCAAUUCCAUCCUGUGGCCCCUCUUCCACUACCACCCCGGCGAAAUAACCUUCGAUGAAUCCGCCUGGGAGGCCUACAAAGAAGCCAACCGGCUGUUCGCCAAAGCCGUCGCGAAGGAGGUGCGGGACGGCGACCUCAUCUGGGUCCACGAUUACCACCUGAUGCUGCUUCCCGAGAUGCUUCGGCAAGAGAUCGGGGACAGCAAGGUCAACAUCAAGAUUGGCUUCUUCCUCCAUACACCCUUCCCCAGUAGUGAGAUCUACCGGAUCCUUCCCGUCCGAAACGAAUUGUUGUUGGGCGUCCUUCACUGCGACCUCAUCGGGUUCCAUACCUAUGACUACACAAGGCAUUUCCUCAGCGCCUGUUCGCGAUUACUUGGCUUGCCAACUACCCCGAACGGAAUCGAGUUUCAAGGGAAGAAUAUUGCCUGCGGCGCAUUCCCGAUCGGCAUCGACCCGGAGAAGUUCCAAGAGGGCCUCAAGAAAGAAAAGGUCCAGAAACGCAUCGCCAUGCUGGAGCAGAAAUUCCAAGGCGUAAAGCUCAUGGUCGGCGUUGACCGUCUGGACUAUAUCAAGGGUGUCCCGCAGAAGCUGCAUGCCCUCGAGGUGUUCCUCAGCGACCACCCAGAGUGGGUUGGUAAGGUUGUCCUGGUCCAGGUCGCGGUGCCGAGCCGGCAGGACGUGGAGGAAUAUCAAAAUUUGAGGGCCGUGGUGAACGAACUCGUGGGCCGGAUCAAUGGCAAAUUCGGCACCGUGGAGUUUAUGCCCAUUCAUUUCCUGCACAAGUCCGUCAACUUUGACGAGCUGCUUGCGCUCUACGCCGUCUCCGAUGCCUGCAUCGUGUCCUCCACCCGAGACGGGAUGAACCUCGUCGCCUAUGAAUAUAUCGCGGCGCAGCGAAACCGCCAUGGCGUUCUAGUCCUCUCCGAAUUCGCGGGAGCCGCUCAAAGUCUCAACGGCAGUAUCAUCAUCAACCCGUGGAACACGGAGGAGUUAGCUGCUGCGUACCAGGAGGCAGUGACCAUGAGCGAUGAGCAGCGGGCUCUUAAUUUCUCUAAGCUCGACAAAUAUGUUAAUAAGUACACAAGUGCCUUCUGGGGCCAAUCCUUCGUCACCGAGUUGACUCGGAUCUCCACGCAAGCGGCGGAGAAAUUCCAGUCGAAAAAGGCGGCCUUGUCUAAUAAUAAUACGAAUGGCUCCGAGUACGUCCGUGGAUUGGAGGUUCCCAGUCAAAGUUGAUUUCAUUCUUUUUCCACUCCCAAGGAAAAAGACCAAAAAAAAAAAAAAAAAAAAACAUUUCCUAUCAUGCGUGAAUGAAUGGCUCCAUGUCUUUAUUUACGCUGUUCAUGCUCUGAACAUCUGGCGUAACUCUUUUUCUCCCCUCACUCUUUCCCGUUGAUUCCUGUUAUUUUCUCUGGUUCUUUUCGGUCGCUUGCAUGAAACACGAGGCGUACCUGUUAAGCUUCGGUCGGGCAUAGGAGAUUGAUGGUGUUGGUGGCUUCCAUGUAUAUGAAAUUCGGGUUAGAUAUCUAUGUCACUUGAAGCAUCUCUCCAUA
Molecule: messenger RNA, 2372 nt
Organism: Aspergillus candidus
Lineage: Eukaryota; Fungi; Ascomycota; Eurotiomycetes; Eurotiales; Aspergillaceae
Product: glycosyltransferase family 20 protein
Exons: 5
Coding region: 517-2055 (512 amino acids)
Biological process (GO): cellular response to heat; trehalose biosynthetic process
Cellular component (GO): alpha,alpha-trehalose-phosphate synthase complex (UDP-forming); cytosol
Molecular function (GO): alpha,alpha-trehalose-phosphate synthase (UDP-forming) activity
Source: RefSeq, a predicted model, not a curated record